Molecule: messenger RNA, 2675 nt
Organism: Pangasianodon hypophthalmus (striped catfish)
Lineage: Eukaryota; Metazoa; Chordata; Actinopteri; Siluriformes; Pangasiidae
Gene: pigv
Product: phosphatidylinositol glycan anchor biosynthesis, class V
Exons: 3
Coding region: 100-1632 (510 amino acids)
Biological process (GO): GPI anchor biosynthetic process
Cellular component (GO): mannosyltransferase complex; endoplasmic reticulum membrane
Molecular function (GO): GPI mannosyltransferase activity; alpha-1,6-mannosyltransferase activity
Source: RefSeq, a predicted model, not a curated record
CUUUGAAGGCGUGGUUUUCCUAAUGCACCGGAAGUACAACCAACCCCUGUACUUGGUGUGAAGUAUGAGCUACUGAAUGCUGAACAGGAUUUGUGCACUAUGCUGAUUUCAGGCAUUCAUGCGAAAAAAGAUGUGCAGAUAAUUGUGCGGUUUGCUGCUUUUACGCGAGUGUUGGCGCUUAUAUUACAGGCUGUGUUAAAUGCCCUAAUCCCUGAUCAUGAAGCGGAUGCCUUCAGUCCUCCCCGGGCAGAGGAACCACUCAUCUUGGACCACACCGUCGAGAUGCUCUUUAGUGGUUUAGGCCGCUGGGAUGCUGAACAUUUUCUCUUCAUAGCAGAGCAUGGCUACUUGUAUGAGCACAACUUUGCUUUCUUCCCACUCUUUCCGCUGGUCCUGCGUUCGGCAGCGACCUUCCUGCUGUGGCCUCUGAGUCCCUUUCUCACAGUACGUGGACGUUUACUCGUGAUGGUGGCCAUAGCUAAUAGCACACUCUUUGUGAUGAGUGCAGUGGCACUUUACGGACUAAGCCGCCUGGUUUUACAGGAUCGAAAGCUUGCCCUGAUCUCAAGCCUUAUCUACUGCCUCACACCGGCCAAUGUUUUUAUGUUAGCAGGCUAUUCAGAAAGUCUAUUUGCACUUCUCACCUUUAGUGGGCUCUGCUUACUGGAGAGGGGGUUUACAACUGGAGCAUGUUUCCUUCUAGGUCUUGGCACUGCAGCACGCGCGAAUGGCCUUGUGAAUGCUGGCUUUCUGUUAUACCUGCCCCUGCAGCGGAGUCUCACUCAGGUGUUUAACAAAGGAUCCGCAUGGCACUACAGCUGGGCAGCCCUGAGGUUUUUGCUUACAUCACCACUUUACGUUGCAGUCAUUGUGCUACCAUUUUGCCUCUUCCAGUUCUAUGGCUACUACACAUUCUGUCUGCCGUCUCUGACCGAGGAGCAGAUUUCUCCUGCUUUCCUCAACCUGGCCAGGGAGAAAGGAUACAGAGUUCCUGAUGCAGCAGCACCCGCACCAAGCUGGUGCAUGAAACCUGUUCCAGUGCUCUACUCCUACAUUCAGGAUGUGUACUGGGAUGUUGGUUUCCUCCGAUAUUUCCAGUUAAAGCAGAUACCCAACUUCCUCUUGGCACUUCCAGCUGCCACACUGAGUGCUCUGGCAUUAUACAUGUACAUAGUGGCUAAUCCAUGUUUUUGUUUGCAUCUUGGGCUGGGGGAAAUUGGAAAGACGAAGAAAGAAGGAAAACCACCAACUGGCCUCUACUGCCCAAAGGUGUUUGUGUACAUCGUUCACUGCUCUGUGUUGCUAACAUUUGGUGUAUUCUUCAUGCAUGUCCAGGUGCUUACCCGGUUUCUAGCCUCGUCUACGCCUGUCAUCUAUUGGAUUAGUGGUCACCUUCUUCUUUCCUGUGAACCCUUAUUAAAAGAAGAUAAAAAAUUGGCUUAUGGUCAUGGACAGAACACCUUGGAACAAAACAUUUAUAAUUUUUCCUUAACGUGCAUUAACAACCCUAUCACUCAGCUCCUGAUGCGCUGGAGGACUUGCUCCUUUCCCACCCACUGCAUUCUGGGAUACUUCAUCUCAUACUGGCUGUUAGGUUUGGCUCUGCACUGCAACUUCCUACCCUGGACUUGACAGGAAGGUUAUGGCUGGACUCUUUGUUUUGUUGUGAGUCACAUUUGUGCAUCUGCAGUAUCUUACCUUCUAUUUGUAGAUUUUCAUGAAGGUCUGCUUAACAAACCUAUUUUAAAAUGUUGGUCAUCAUAUAAAAUGUCAGCUUUCUGUCAUACUGGGGAACAAUGACUGCUUUGGCUAUUUUUCAAUAAACUUACGUGUUCUUUAUCUUAUCCUUUGUUUUGAUUAUAAAUGUGUUCUCAGAAAGCUUGGGUACGAUACAAAAGUUGCAGAAUGAUUUUUCUCAAAUGGAUUCAGUAGACAGAUACGUCACACUGCCCGACAAACACACUGUUGAACACCUAGACAGUCAACAUGUCAAAGAGCUUAAUCAUGUAGAAACAAGCUAAAUAUAUAGCAGACGUUCGCAAAUAGUCAGAUAAAUAAUUUAAUGAUAGUGCAGUUAAUUGCAUGUGGGUGUGCAUGGCUAAUGUCAAGACACAACCCUCCUAUCCCAAUGUCAGAGUUACAGUAGGCUUACAACGUGAAGUAGUAGUGAAGAAAACCAGUCAUUGUACUUCAGUGGAGUUUUAUGUGUUUUAUGACAAAAGAAAUAGUCAGUGAUGUACGUGUUCAUGUAAUCUUCAGCAUAUUACAUUUAUUAGCAAUAAUAAUGUUAUUCUGUAGCCUGGAUAAGAGAAUUUGCCAGCUGGUCAGUUGUGACCUUGUGGCACCAUCUGGUAUUGUUGAAAAGUUAAGACUUUGGAAAGCCACUUAUUACUCUGCAGUAUAGACCAUAUGUACAGACAGGUCACAAAUUAAAUUCAUGUCCGUGUGGAUUUUCUCCAGUUUCCUCCUUCCUCCCAAAACCCAUGCCACAGGUGAACUGGCUAUGCUAAAUUGCCCUUGGUUUGAAUAAGUGUGUGAAUGUGUGUGUGCAUGGUGUAGUGUGAUGGACAAGCGUACCAUCCAGGAUGUAUUCCCACCUCAUUCCCAGUGUUCCAGGGAUUUCUCCGGAUCCACCGUGAGCCUGAGUGGGAUCAAGUGGUUACUGAAGAUGAAUA